Molecule: messenger RNA, 1236 nt
Organism: Dovyalis caffra
Lineage: Eukaryota; Viridiplantae; Streptophyta; Magnoliopsida; Malpighiales; Salicaceae
Source: the annotation of a GenBank genome assembly
AUGAGAGUAAGGGGCGGAGGUCCGGAAGAGACUGGAGAGGACCGUAGAGUGAGGAGGAACAAGGAAUUGAGGUGUGAGGUCCGAGCAAAUUCUGUUCAAUUAAGCAACAAGAAUUGGAUAUAUAUGAGUAGAGGCAAAAAGGUUGUUUCUUUUCAAGGCUCUGCUGUAAGGUCUGUACAAACAUCAUACCGAAUUUCAGUGCCAGCUGGGAACACAUUUGGAAAUCAAGAAAAAGUCACUUCUUUUAAAUAUAAGAAGACAGUUCCUGAUUCAGAUCCUCCAAGUGACAGAGAUGUUGAGUUAUUGUACCAGGUUUUUGAUCAAAGCACUAAAUUGGUGGUUUUGACUGGAGCUGGAAUUAGUACAGAAUGUGGAAUUCCUGAUUAUAGAAGUCCAAAUGGAGCCUACAGUUCUGGUUUCAAACCAAUUACCCAUCAGGAGUUUGUCCGUUCAAGUCGAACACGUAGGCGAUAUUGGGCUAGGAGCUAUGCUGGAUGGAGACGGUUUCAUGCUGCAGAACCUAGUGCAGCUCAUUGUGCUUUGGCAUCUUUAGAAAAAGCUGGGCGGAUUGAUUUUAUGAUUACACAAAAUGUUGAUAGACUGCACCAUCGUGCUGGAAGCAACCCACUGGAAAUACAUGGGACUGUAUACUCCGUGAGUUGUCUAGAUUGCAACUUUUCCUUUCCCCGGAGUUCAUUUCAGGACCAACUGAAGGCCCUCAAUCCAAAGUGGGCAGAAGCAAUUGAAAGCUUGGAUAAUGUUAUUCCUGGAUCAGACAAGAGCUUUGGCAUGAAGCAAAGACCUGACGGUGAUAUUGAGAUUGAUGAGAAAUUCUGGGAGGAGGAUUACCACAUACCUACAUGCCAAAAAUGCAAUGGAGUGCUCAAACCUGAUGUUGUUUUCUUCGGCGAUAAUGUCCCCAAGGAUAGAGCAGACAAGGCAAUGGAAGCUGCGAAAGGAUGUGAUACUUUCCUUGUACUAGGAUCGUCUCUAAUGACCAUGUCUGCUUUUAGACUUGUCAGAUUUGAAGUUGAAUCUGGGAUUUCUUUAACCUUUUCUUUAUCAUUGUACCCAACUAAACCACAACUGACAAUGAGGCAACGGAAGCAUGAUGUUUCCAGAGCUGCUCAUGAGGCAGGUGCUGCUACUGCAAUUGUAAAUUUAGGCGUGACACGGGCUGAUGAUAUUGUGCCGUUGAAGAUAAAUGCCCGAUUAGGAGAGGUGAAGUCUUCUUAA